CGACCUUCCUUCGCACCCAACCGUGGAUUCUGAUCCCCGGAUGUCCCAGAGAUAAGUGGAGGGCUCAGGCCACGGAGGGGAUGAAAAUGGAGCGCUGGGUUGGGACAUGCCGGGGGGGAUUUUUGAGUCAGUUUUGGUUAUGGGGAUGUCCAAGAUGUGACCCUUUAGGCCACAUCGAGGGAAGCUCUCGCAAGGCCGAGCGUUCCCGGUGUGCGUCGUGUCACUUGUCCGUCGGGUCUUCUGUGUGUCCCGUGUGGCAGGUCUUUUGCUGUGGCCCUUUGAGGGGCCUGUUGAAAAUGCCAGGCACUGUUCUGAGCAUCUCCCUAUUCCUUGGCCAGGUGCCUGAGCCUUUGACUCGGGAGCUCAGACUCGCAUUUGAAUCGCAUCCUUCUCUAGACUCAUCCAGUCCAAAGUCUUCUCAGGUCUUGUUCUGAGCUGUAUCGACAGCUGUGCACUGCCACAAUCCCUUCUGGUGGGUCAGGACUUGUAAGAAUGCAAAGAUAGGUAGAGAAUUCUGGCCCUAGGACUCUUGGGCAUCCAUCACUGUGGUUCUUGGACUGAGUCAUCUUGUUAGCAUCUUCUUCCUGCAGGGUUCUGUGAGCCUGGCCAGCUCACCUUGGGUCUCCCCUUGGUCAUUGCAUUCCGAGUUCUCUCCGUCCUCAGGGCCGUUCUUCUUGCUGAGAGCUUUUUCUCUCCCUGUUGCAUCCCCUCAUUGGCCAUUUCCUGUGUAACAGAUGUUGGUGGGUAUUUGGCCGCGAGCUGCUCUGCCUUGCUGCAUAGCUGGCUGUAGGGGUAAUAGGACAAGGUCUGCGGCCUUGAAAUUUGUAAUGUAGGGUGUGCUUGGACUGUAGAUGGUAGCUGUAGACUGACACCAGAUGCCUGGAGCUGUCAAGUUACCCUGCAGCACUGUGACGUUUUUCCAAACAUUCUUUCCGAUGCAGAUGGAUUUAAUCAGUGGCAGAGCGCUCCAUCCCAGUGGAGGGGGUUCCCCCAAGGAAGUUGGUCACUGUUCAAGUCGAGAAUCUCUUAUUUCACAUUUAUUGGCCCUCCAGUGCAGGCCACUGACACGAACAGCUUCAAACGAGCGAUUCCCCUGCUAACCCUGCCCUGGGAGCAGCUGGAGCCUCCAGGCCGGGCUGAGGGGGCAAACACUUGGGGGUGACACAGCUCCACACUGAGGGUACUUGGGGACAAUGUGUCGCUUUGUCCUGGAUUUUUUUUUUUUUUUUAAGCUUUCUACAAGUUUUCAAUCAUUGACUUGGUAAAAAUAAAUGGUAAAGACUGAAAACAUGAGAGGCUGACAAGUUAUAUGCACCAAAGACAACUUUUUUUAAUAGCUGUGAGACUUAUAUCUUGAAUUUGGGACUUCUCUUUUGGCCAGCUGUAUUGUAAGAAGUCUUAUUUUAAAGUAAGCUGUUUCAAUAAUGAAAUUAUGGUACAAAUACCCUGUAAUGUCAGAAGGCUAAAAGCACUAACACCAACAUGGCACCACCAUGGCCGUGUGAAGAGCCCAAGGGAAAUGCCGGCUGGCUGAGGGAUCCUUGCGUCCCCUCUGGAAUAAAUCCUCGGAGCUGCUGCUUUGCAGUCCGGUUUGGACACAUUUUGCUGCCGCUUUGGUUCUGAGGAAGCGGAAAUCCGUGGAUUCCUGGAUGAUUUCCGUAGCUUCCCCUAUUUUGGAGGAGCUGCAGGGUGAGGGAGCUGGCAAAAAAGGAGAGAGCCGCUAGGAAGCAAAGAAGCCGCCCGAAGGCCUUAUCCCAGCCCAGGGUUCCCACUUUUCUCUCUGACUCCUGAAUAAUUGCUUGAGCAUAACCAGGGAGCGUCUGUUUGAUUUCCUGCCUUUUCCAAUAAAUCCUUGCCUUCAGCUGGAGCGCGUUCCUGGUGUCCUCCUCCUCCUCCUGCUGCAUGGAUUUGUAAAUAAAGUUCCUGCCUUCUGUCCCACUGAAUUUUGUUAUUCCAGCAAUUGUGGCUCGCUCGUUCCAUUGAAACUUCCCCGCUCUGCCGAGAGUUUGAGAUGUCAAAUCCAGGUAAGACUGGAGUUUCUUUGGAUUGCUACUCCCACAAAACACAGAUAAUUCUUGGAGAAGUGUAACGUGCCAUGUUUAGUUCUCACUUCCCUUUAAAAUCAGAGCAGAGGAGGCAGAUUUUAAAUCAUCCUUCCAUGAACUUCCAGCAGCCUCCUGACUGUUCCAAAAGUUUUCAAUGUUAGAAAUUCCCGAGCUUGUUUUCCAGGCAAGCUGGGAUUUGGGUGUUAUUCCUUCCUUUUAUUUCAUGGUUUUCCUCUCUCUUAUUUUAGUGAGGGGGUAUUUAUUGCAAAUGCCGAUUUUCCAUCCCAGUUGGAAUUUUUGUACAUCUUAGGGCACAUUUGCAAGGAAAUUUGCCAAAAGAGUGUCGGUUACUGGGCAUUGUGGAUCACCGUACCUGCAGGAUGCUGUAAAUUCCCAGGAAAACUUGCUGCGUGUUUAAUUGCCGUCAUGAAUCUCUCUGUAAAGUCAAAUUCACUGCAUUUUUAAUGCCGUCAAUCCCAUUACAACCUCACUCCUGGCCUAAUUGCUGUUCCCUGGACACAAUGGGGUGGAUCUUUCCUGCCUUGGCACAUUUGGAUGUUCAUGCGAAUAUGUGGCAGAUUGUCUGCUGGCAACAAAGAAGUUGGAAAAUGACAGCCGUGGCCACCCCCCGAAGGCCUGGAUAUAAUGGGGAGUGAGAGCAAAGCCUCUGUACUUUCUGCUCCAUUGAGGAACCCGAAGGGAGAAAGCUAUUGCAGAGUGCUGGGGAGACUGUUUGGGAUAAAGAGCUGAAAGCUCCACGCUCCCGAGGGAACGCUUUGGGCCCCUGCCGCUUCUGAAGCGCACCGAUAAUCCCGGCUCCCCCAGAAACCUUCCGAAGCUGGAAGAGACAGGCAAGACAACUGCAGGAGGGGUGCGGGAAGCACUUUCUCCCGGGUCUGGACGGCGCUGAGAUGGGAAUGACUUCAGAAUAUUCCUCGUGCCUCUCCUGUUGCCAGCCCGGGACUAAGUCAGUCCCUGCGUGUGGUGGGAGGAAGCCUGUGCUGGAGAGCGAGAGAAAGGUCCCUGCUGGUCGCUGUGUCCUCGGUCGGCAGAGAACUGUGACCUUGGCCGGAUGGGUCGUUGCUGUAUCUCUUGGAUGCUGUGCAGAACGGAAUCAGGCAGCCAAACCUCAGGUUCACCUUCUCCCUGGCCCUUUGCAUUGCUUGUGUGGCAGAGCAGAUCCUGAAGCCAGGUACUGGAACUUCCCGCGUGUGUCGCUGCUGGGGUGGAAACCAGAGCCUCGGGGAACGUUGAUCUCCUCGCCUGCUUUGUGCUCCUGCACUCCUGACUGAACUUUUCAUUCUGGGGGAGAGAAGGGGAGGGAUGGGCAGCAGUGUAAUGAGCCUCAGAGCAAAGGCCUCCUGCAGUUCCUGGGCUGUUCUCCCAGCUUGGAACACUGCACAGUACAGCUUCCAUUUAUUAUGGGAUUAUUGUCUGUGGUUGUGGGUUGGGAACAUUGUCUUCCUCCACGAUGCCAGUUUUUUCUGUUCACAGAGGAGCACGUGUACAUAAAGGUAAAUAGAUUCCUUCUGUCACAUGAGUAUUUGGACCUGAGGAAAGUACCAGGUUUUUUCCAGCUUUUCUACAGUUUUGAUUUUGAGGCAGGAGUCCCAUUUUAGGUAUCCAGUAAUUCUUCAGAAAUUUAUAGAAAAAAAGCCAUAAGAAUACAUUGAAAUCUCAUUCUCCCAUAGGUAGUUAAUUGGAGGUAUCUUUCUUUUGUUUCAUACUGAAAUUAAAAAUGCUGUUUCCGUGGGGUUUUUGCUGUUUUCCUAAUACUAGCACCCAAUGAGUCAUGCUGUGUGUGUUCUGUGAGCACAAUAUGCAGAAUAUUCUGCCCCAGCUGGCUUACAUUAAUCUCUGAGUUUUGAUUAGCAAUGCUGAGUUCAACUGAAGUGUUUUAGGAUCAGCAGCUUCUACAAUUCCAUUUCCACUGCAUGUUUGGGCUGCAGACUGACUGUUCCUGAUGGAUGUUAGUGAUUAAAUUUGAUAGGAAUGGAAACGGGGAAGUCCAAAACAAGCUCUGGUAAGCCCUGAGCUGGCACUCCCAGGGAACCAGAGUUUUGUCCUCUUAGGAGCAGGUGUUAUUUGGAAAUGUCUAAAUGUCUGGUGGUGGUAUUUUUCUUUGUGGCUUCCAGUACAAAGCAGAGCAUGAGUGCAUCCUCAGAUUUCUUGGGAAAGGGCUGCAUGACAAACAUUGCUGUGAGCUUUAUGGCUGCCAGAGGAUUUUCCAGGUCAUUCUUUCCUUUUUCAACAGUCAUUUUUGUGAUGAGGGCUCCCAGAGCCGUAUUCUGGAGAUAUUACAAAGUGCUGCCCGUGUCACCAGAGCUGCCUAUGAGCUGAUACAGGAUCACAGCCUCCUCACAUGGGUCCUGCACAGCUUAGAGAAAAGGUUUCUGGAAAACAAGGUGAUAAAUAAAAUUAUUUUCUUACUCCAUACUCUGUGGCUAACAAAUUUAGGGGACAAGAGAGAAAACAAGAGUUGUUCCCAGGAGAAGAGGAAACUUCUUCCUCUUCAGCUUGUCAAUGAAUUUCUGUAUGUUUUGGUCACGUUAAUCAAAUGUAUUCGGACUAAUGUAGAUCUGGCCAAGCUGGCUGAGUUCUUCAGCCCCCUCAGCUCUGUGCUGGAAUACCGUGCUGUUGUUGCUGAGGCUUUUAGGGAGAUGAGGCGUUUCACGGUCAACGACAGCGUCCUCUCCAGCAGGGAGCUGCUGCUGCUGCUGCACAAGUGGAGCCUCAUCUGCAGAGACCUGCAGCUGCAGGAGGACCUGCAGGCCCUGGCUCAGAAGUACCAAAACAAAGAACUGCUCAAAAAUAUUAAAGACAAGAACAAACCUCAAGCCUCAUCUCAUGUGUAUCGUCACAUUCAGAAAAAGAAUGAGGUGGAAGAAGAUGACGCUGCUGCAGAUGUGGAAGUGUCUCAGCUGGAGAAAUGCAGAGAGCAUCUGAAUUCCAUACUUGCCCACUGGGACCCUGUUUUCCUGGCACCACCCUCCCCCCAGGGAGGGGAGACCCUCAGAGCUGGUGAACCUGGGGGCGAGGCAGUGGCUGACAUUUGUGCAUCCACUCCCGUGGUCAGUGCGGGGCUGGUGAGGUCCCUGGCUGGGCAGAGCCUCCUCAGGGAGCAGGACGUGUCCCCAGCACUGAGGUGGCUGCUGAACUGCUCAGGGACGAGACACUGAGGAGCAAUCUCUCAAGGCUUUUCACCCGGCUCUGCCAGGUCGGCAGCACCUCAGCUGGGCUCUCCAGGGAGCUCGGAGUGCUCAGCUCCAUCAUGCUGCAGCUCCUGGAGGAGCAGGGCCUGGCCAGCACCUUCCACGAGCUUGUGAAAUCCCUGCGCUUAUCGAUGCAGACAGGACAGCUGUUUUUGUAUUCCUGACUUCCGUUUCCAUCGGGGACACGUGGCUUGGAGCGCAGGAGCCAUAUGUGUUACUCACCCGCAUCAGAUUGGUCUGCAGCAGUGCAGGUUAUGAAUUACAGGAUGACUUGGAAACUCGGAAACAGGGAAAAGAAAUGAUUGUGUCUCUUUGCAAAAAAUUUGGCUACAUCAGGGCAUUAAUUCAGGGAAGGAACACUUCAUCUUUAACGUUCUGUGCUCUGCCAUCAUCACUGUGAGCCAUGAAAGCCUCCUGAGCCCUUCUCAUACAGAGCUGACUUGUUUGGUCAAAAAAAUCAAUAUUUAUUACUGUGUGCAAACUCAGGGGAAAGUUUUUAUUCAACAUCUCUCAGUAGGACAUUAAAGCUCGGAUUUCCCUUUUCUUGAGCAGUCUGAGACACAAUAUUACUUCUAUCAUCUUUAUUACAGGCAUUUAAAACUUUUUAAAGAACCAGAAAGACUGUUUGUGCACAUGUGUGUGUCAUUAAUAUCCACCCUCUCUCCAUUAGAGGAUGGGAAAAAAAGGCUGCAGAGCUUCCUACCACGGGCUGUAAGUGCAAAUGAUGAGGAGCCAGAGGUUGAGUCAUGAUGAUUUAUUAUUUCUUAAAGAACCUUGUUGAUUUUGUGAUUCCAAAACCAGUAUGAAUAGAAGACUGAACUUGGGACUCAUGAUGGUCUUCUUGGGUUUAAAAAGCUUUAAUGGCUUUGACAGACAUUUAUAUCAGACCUGGUUCAUUUUUAUUACUUUUUUUAAUUUAAAAAAAAAAAAAAAAAGCCCUGUUCCAUCACUGCUGCCGAACAAAAGCCCAUCUUCCCUCCACUUGGAACACGUGAGAGACAGAACUAAACCCCACAGGAUUUUCUGCUUAUCGCUGAUAUGUGAGUUGUAUUGGGAAUUCUCUGUGAAAUCUGAUAAAUUGUUCUGGAAUGUGGCUGUGAGGGUAGCUGAACGUGCCAGCCCGGAUGUGCAAAGAUGCAGUGCCAGAACGAGAACCUUUGAAAUGUAAACCAGGAUUUAUUCAGUUGACUCACGGCUGCGUGCUGUGCCCAGGUCCUUUGUACAAAUACUGUGCAGGGAAAAACCAGAACGGCACAUUCCUUGUACUAUGUAUUGAAUUUUGGGGAUGGCAUAAAUAAAAAUGAGAUGCAAAUGAGGGAA
Messenger RNA from Hirundo rustica (Barn swallow), 6577 nucleotides. Its product is annotated as nucleolar pre-ribosomal-associated protein 1-like. The transcript has 10 exons. NCBI's taxonomy places the organism in Eukaryota, Metazoa, Chordata, Aves, Passeriformes, Hirundinidae. Bases 4145 to 5224 code for a protein of 359 amino acids. Gene Ontology annotation, biological process: maturation of 5.8S rRNA from tricistronic rRNA transcript (SSU-rRNA, 5.8S rRNA, LSU-rRNA); maturation of LSU-rRNA from tricistronic rRNA transcript (SSU-rRNA, 5.8S rRNA, LSU-rRNA). Gene Ontology annotation, cellular component: nucleolus. The record is from RefSeq and is a predicted model, not a curated record.